GAGGGCGAGUCAGAGACAGGUACGUACACGACCGGGAAACUUCCUUAUUCUGGAGAACGAAAGUCUGAGCUGCAGAUAUCACAAAGCUGUGAGGCCUCAGCAUCUCCACCAUGUCUGUCGCUUACAAGGAUCAGCUCUACGCUGAGCUGAAGAAGCAGCACAACCAGAAGGGGACGCUGUUUGAAGACCCAGAGUUCCCAGCCACCAAUUCAUCGCUUUAUUUCCACAAACCCCCUCCUGGAGUUGUGCAGUGGAAACGACCCAGGGAAAUAUGUGAAAACCCACAUCUCUUUGUGGAAGGCAUCAGCUCUCAUGACUUGAACCAGGGGAUUGUGGGAAACUGCUGGUUUGUUGCUGCCUGCUCCUGCCUGGCUUUAAAACCAGACCUCUGGGAGAAGGUAAUUCCUGACUGGAAGGAGCAGGAGUGGGACUCAAACUACGCUGGGAUUUUCCACUUCAGGUUCUGGAUUUUCGGUCAGUGGACAGACGUGGUGAUAGACGACCGACUGCCGACAAUCAACGGACAACUCAUCUACUGCCAGUCAAAACAAAACAAUGAGUUCUGGAGCGCCCUGCUGGAGAAAGCCUACGCCAAGCUGUUUGGCUGCUAUGAGUCCCUGGCUGGAGGCAACACUGGAGAUGCUGUGGUGGAUUUCAGUGGAGCCGUGGCGGAAGCCAUCGACCUGCAGAAAGAGAAAUACUACGCGGAACAAACCAAAGAAGAUAAAUUUUUUGAGGAUAUUCUCAAGGUGUGGAAUCGCGGAGGAAUCAUCAGCUCCUCCAUCAAGCCGCAGGGAUUUGGGCUUGAGUCGAGGACGGAUAACGGGCUGGUGCGAGGCCAUGCGUACUCGGUAACUGACGUGAAACGAGUGCGUUUGGGUCACGGGCUGCUGGCCUACUUCAGGAAUGAAACCAUUCCACUCAUCCGCCUGAGAAACCCCUGGGGUAAAACUGAGUGGACAGGAGCGUGGAGUGACAGUUCUGAAGAAUGGUCAAAGGUCGGUGACACAGAAAGAGGCAACCUCGGCAUCACAGUGGCGGACGAUGGAGAGUUUUGGAUGUCAUUCACAGACUGGUGCAAGAACUUCACUGAUGCAGACGUUUGUCGCAUAAUAAACACCUCACUGAUCAGCAUCCAUAAGACCUGGAAUAAGGAAGUGAACUUUGGGAAAUGGACUCGAAACAGCGACCCCCUGCUGAACCGCUGCGGUGGCUGUACCAACCACAGGCAGACAUUUCUGCAGAACCCACAGUACUUGUUUGAUGUUACCAAAGAAUCUGACGAGGUCCUGAUCUCACUGCAGCAGAAAGACAGAAAGAUCUACAGGAAAGAAGGUCAAGGAGACAAUCUAAGCAUCGGCUUCACCAUCGUAAAGGUGGAGGUGAACAGGAAGUAUCGGCUGCACGACUUGGUGACGCAACAGCUUCUGCAUACCUCCACCUACAUCGACGCUCGGUCGGUGUUCAUGAGAUGUGAGCUGCCACAGGGCCGAUAUGUCGUCAUCCCGACCACCUUCAAGCCUUUCACAGAAGGAGAGUUCAUGCUCCGGCUUUACACGGACGUGGACUCCGGCUGCCGGGAGCUGUUGAAGGACAAACCACAGCCUAAAUGUUGGACUCCGCUCUGUGGAUAUCCUCAAGUUGUUACUCACAUAUAUGUGGACAGAGCUGAGAUCGGUCAGCAAGACCAGGCGGAGGACAUAAACCCAUAUGUGAUCAUUUCCUGUGAGAGCCAAUCAGUGAGGUCCACCACCAAGAAGAACUCUUUGACCCCGGUUUUUGAAUUUAGCGCCAUUUUCUACAGGAAGAAGGUCGCAGAGCCCAUAACAGUGCAGUUGUGGAGCGAUGACCUUGGAUCGGACACAUUCUUAGGCCAAGUCAUGCUGUCCGGGAGGCCUGAGGACGCCUCUCACCCUCAGCAGCUCCAGCUGAAGAAUAAAGGCAGUAAGAAGGCGGAUAAUAUGCCCGGCAAAAUCGCCCUGAGGCUCGUCACUUCAAACGAGCUGACGGCCUUCUAAUGAGACAUUUGAAACGUACAGUAUUAAGUGUCAUCGAUGAACUGAAACAGCUUGAACACCGUCCAUUAUUAUUUUUAGAAAGUUAGGAGGAAAGCAAGAUGAUUCUGACCAGAUUGUGGGUUCAUUUUGACUUCUUUUUAGAAACAUGUUUUUGUUGA
Poecilia latipinna (sailfin molly) is the source of this 2176-nucleotide messenger RNA. Its product is annotated as calpain-5-like. NCBI's taxonomy places the organism in Eukaryota, Metazoa, Chordata, Actinopteri, Cyprinodontiformes, Poeciliidae. Gene Ontology annotation, biological process: proteolysis. The coding region runs from base 111 to 2018 and encodes 635 amino acids. Gene Ontology annotation, molecular function: calcium-dependent cysteine-type endopeptidase activity. The record is from RefSeq and is a predicted model, not a curated record. The transcript has 13 exons. Gene Ontology annotation, cellular component: cytoplasm.